AUGUACACAGCCAUUGCCAAUCACUGGCCGGAGAUCGAGUCCAUCUUCUCCUUCGAAUCAACCUUCGACAUCCGAUCUCAAGCACUGACAUCACUCGUCAAGCUCUGUGAAUCUGUACGGACAUCGUUAAUCGAGUUCAAAUCUGCGAUUCGGAAGAAUUCUUCAAAAUCACCGGUCGACGGAGCUGGAAUUCAUGCUUUAACGACUGAUAUGAUGCACUACCUCUGUCUUCUCGGCGAUUACAACAAUAUACUGGCUGAUAUUUUAGCCGAUUUACCACUGCCUGCCAAAUAUUCUUCGCCGGAGUCGUACUUGGACACGCUGUCUGUGUGCGUUGUACCUGAUAGUAAGCUCCGAGAUGAAAUCAAAGUCUCCAUAGCCAGAAAACUUGUUGGGGUGUAUCGAGAGUUCUAUAGUGCGCAUAGGCUUGUGAUUGGAAGAGAGAGAAAUUUGGCUUUUGAGGUCAGUGAUGAAUCAAGCGAGUAG
Ilex paraguariensis (yerba mate) is the source of this 486-nucleotide messenger RNA. NCBI's taxonomy places the organism in Eukaryota, Viridiplantae, Streptophyta, Magnoliopsida, Aquifoliales, Aquifoliaceae. The record is from the annotation of a GenBank genome assembly.